Solanum stenotomum is the source of this 619-nucleotide messenger RNA. Its product is annotated as auxin-responsive protein SAUR68-like. The record is from RefSeq and is a predicted model, not a curated record. The transcript has a single exon. Lineage: Eukaryota; Viridiplantae; Streptophyta; Magnoliopsida; Solanales; Solanaceae. The coding region runs from base 87 to 524 and encodes 145 amino acids. Gene Ontology annotation, biological process: response to auxin.
AACCGUUGAUCAUCAAGAAGAUAGCACUAAAUCAAAUCUUUUAAAAGAUCAUCAACUUUUUCUUUCGAUAUUCCAAAGAAAUCAGUAUGAUAAGCGCCAAGAAACUCAUCAAGAUGGCAAGGAAAUGGCAAAAGUUUGCAGCUAAGCAGAGGAAGAGAAUUUCUUUUCCAAGAUCCAAUUACAAUGAUGCAGAGAGUUGUAGCACAUCAUCUUCUAUAGUUGACAAGGGUCACUUUGUGGCGUAUACAACCAAUCAAAAGCGAUUUGUGGUUCCAUUGACUUAUCUUCAACACGACGUAAUCAGACAACUGUUGCACAUGUCUGAAGAAGAAUUUGGACUUCCAAGUGAUGGCCCUAUUACAUUACCAUGUGAUGCACUGUUCAUGAACUAUAUCAUAUCACUCGUCGAAAGAGGUGUAGCCACAGAUCUUCAGAAUGCUUUGCUAAUUUCUGUACCUUCCAAUCGAUGUUCAUCUGCUUCAUAUCUUCAAGAAGAACAAAAUCUAGAAUUGCUAGUUUGUUAAGCUAACUGUAACAUUUUUUUUAGUAGAUACAUGGUACUAAACAAAUGUAUAGAAUGUUAACAUUUAUUAUUCAUCAAAAACACCAUUUUCUUAAC